Messenger RNA from Cotesia glomerata, 3652 nucleotides. RefSeq names its product mediator of RNA polymerase II transcription subunit 15-like. NCBI's taxonomy places the organism in Eukaryota, Metazoa, Arthropoda, Insecta, Hymenoptera, Braconidae. The coding region runs from base 1010 to 2422 and encodes 470 amino acids. The record is from RefSeq and is a predicted model, not a curated record. The transcript is spliced from 2 exons. Gene Ontology annotation, cellular component: nucleus; cytoplasm.
UAACAUUUAAAGUACAAAUUUGGGUUGUUGUUUAUUAUUUAAAUAAAGUAAUAAUUAUUAUUAUGUUGGUUAGUGAAUUUGACCAAAUAGCAGCCGCCAUUGUUGUGAUUGGUGAAACCUUAAGCUUGGAGUUCGGAAAUACGAAAUACGAAAUACGAAAUAGGAGCGAGUGGAGGAAAGGGGCACUGUAUACUGUAUAGUACGAUAUACAUGCGAUGAAUUGGCAGUGUGUGUGACGGUGACGGUGGUGUGCUGGCUGUUGUGCCGAAGGAAGAGCAAGACGACGUAUCGGAGGUUGGAUUGGAUGUAAAUGUACGUUUUUCGUGCUCGUUAAGCAUUCUUAUUUAUAUUACGCAUGCGUAACGAAUGCCACGACUCGUUUCUUCGUUUAAAAUUUUCAAAAACAAAAGAAUCUGACGGUAACACACAUUAUUACAACAACGGUACUUUAUUAACUAGCUGUUAUCAGUUAAUUCAAUUAUUUAGUGGAUUAUUUAUUGGUUAUUACUUGUUGAUCGAGGAGACUCCAGUAUUUAAUUUGCUACCGAAUUUUGUUCUCGCUAAUAUAUUAUCCACUGUUUUUUGCUCGAGUUUUUACGUGCACCUGUCUGAUUGGUUGUGAUAAUUAUUUUAAUUAUUUAUUAUUUUCUGAUAAUGUGACUUUAAACUUUUGUUAUCACUCGGCUCAUUUCGUUGCUGUUUGUCUCUUGUAUUGUGAUAACACUACUUUGGAGCACUGAUACAUUGGAGCAUCCAGCCCCAGCAUCAAACUUAAAUCCAAAAUGGAUUUAUAUUACUGAUACUGAUAUUGGAAUUUAAAUUGGAGUUUACUGAUAUUUUAUUUAAUUUCAUUUUUCAAUAAAAUAAAAAAAAAAAAAAAAAAAAAAAAAACAAUCAACUUAUUAGUACCGAUGGAUGAAAAAGGUAUUGAAUUAAAAACAUUAACAAGGUAUAAUAAUAUUUAAAUAAUAAAUAACCGGUUGAUAGUAGUUUAGUUGAGUGGGGCUAAAUGUACGAGUUUGAAAACGGGGGACUGAUGUCAGAGACGGCUGAGGAACGUGCUAUCAGACUGUACACGGCGGCUGAGAGGAUGAAGAACGUCAGGGCCAAGGAGUCCGAGGACCAGGCGGCUCUCAGGAGGAUGCAGGAGGCCCAAAGAAUGGCCAGGCAUCGCGCUAAAAAGAAGCGCUGCCUCGACGAGAACCUCGCGAGGGAAAUUUCAAAGAUUGCUGAGCUCUCUAAGAUGCCAGACGCAGCGACAAUCGCCCAGAUGUCAGAGAUGAACAUGAACAAAAUAUCAGCGGAGCUAAAGCAGAUGAUGGAAAGGGGAAAAGUGCCUGAACACAUUGUCCAGAUGGCUCAGCUGGCCGAGUUCAGCAAGAUGACCGAGCUUAACAAGAUGUCCCAGGACAUGGCCAAGAGAUACGAAAUGGAGAAGAUGGCCGAGUACGCGAAAACUACCGAGUAUAUGAAAAUGCAGGAGAUUGCUAAGAUGUCAGAGUUGGCCAAAAUGAACGAGAUGGUCAAGUACUCCGAGAUGGCCAAGUAUUCCAAUGAUAUUUCCAAGAUGAACGAAAUCGCCAAGAUGAACGAGAUGAUGAAAAUCUCGCAGAUGGCCAAGAUAAACGAGGUCCAGCGAAUGAAUGAAAUUGCCAAGCUUAAUGAAAUGGUGAAGAUGACCGAGAUGGCCAAGUACAAUGACAUGACCAAGUACAAUGAGAUCGCCCAGAUCAACGAGAUGGCCAAGGAGUUUGUUAAGAUGAGCGAAAAGUCCAAGAUGAAUGAAAUGAUCAAGAUGGCCAACAUGCAGAACGAUAUCACCAAGAUGCCUGAGUACUCGAAGAUGGCCGAGAUGGCCAAGCUCACUGAACUGGCCAAGCUCAAUGAGAUUACCAUCACCAAGCUCAACGACCCACCGUCUCAUCAGCAGUCCCAUCAUCAGCAGCACCAUCAGCAGCAACACCACCAUCAAUCCCACCAGCAGCAUCAACAACAACAACAACAACAACAACAACAACAACAACAACAACAACAACACCAACACCAGCAGCAUCAUCAUCAGCAGCAGCAGCAGCAGCACCACCAGCCCCAGCAACCACCUCCUCCUCCGCAGAAGCAGGAAAUCUCCAGGAUCCCGGAACCUGUGAUCACUGUCCCGAACCCCAGGAACCUCCAGAAUGUCCAGUCGGCGCAGGUUCAAAGUGUACAGGCGAGUCCGUCGAGUACUAUUAAUUUUCCCUCAGUACCUGGACAAGGAAAGUACGCGCAAUUGUUGGUAAUUAUUGAGGAACUCGGUCGAGAUAUUCGCCUGUCGUACGCUGGGAGUCGCAGCGCCGCGGAGAGGCUCAAAAUGGGGAUCCAGCACGCGAGGAUCUUGGUCAGAGAGUGUUUGCUGGAGACCGAGCACAAUGCCAGGCAAUGAUGAAGUUAUGGUUGAGUUUUUUUAGAUAUAGAUGGAUAGUAUACUUUAUUUUUCCAUCCUCGGUACAAAGAGUCUCAUUUUUUGGUAGGUUGUUAUUAUAAUUAUUGAUUUGGUGAUAUUUUGGUUGAUAAAUUUCUCAUAAAAUGGGUUUUUUUGAGGCCAAGUAAAAUAAAAUUUUUUUUCGGUGAUAUUUGAAAGUCAAAAUUAGUGUUAUUUUUAAAAAAAAUAAUUAUUGUGAUUUUUUUUCUGCGAUUGAAUUUAUAUUAGUGAGACUUUUUGUAGGAUACCAGAGCUCUGAUGUAACAUGAGCAUGGUAGUAUUUUUAAAGUAAAAAUAAAGUGAAUAAUUAUUUAUAUUUAAUAAAUAAAAGGAAUGAGCUGGUUACUAAUUUAAUUAGUGAGAGAAAAAAUACGAUAAAGUGCAAAAUAUUUACCACAAAAGUCCGUUUUAUUAUUAUGAUGUAUCUGAUAAUUUAUCUGCAAUAAUUGUGAGCUUGGAUACGCUUAGGAGAAUCAAAAAUUUGAUUUUUUAUAAAUUUAUUAGGGUUAAUAAAAUUUGUGAUGUCUCAUUCUUUUUUAAUAGUUAAAAGAGGCGAAUUUUUAAAAUCAAAUGUAUAAAAUUGGGGUAAAUUUUUAAAUUAAGGGCCAAGGUUCUGUUUUUAUUUUCAAUUACUUAUUAUUGGUCUGCUCAAGAGAUGAAAAUGAAUCUUGAGUAAGAAUUUAUUAUUGUCAUUGUUAGUUAUAAGUUAUUAUAUAUUAUUAUAUUGUAAACCUAUAAUACUGACUCUAUUUUUUUUACUUUACAUUCUUAUAAAUACCUGGUGGAUUUUUAUUAUUUAUAAGUACUCUAAGCACUUUACAUCCUUUAUCUUAACAAAUAUUCUUUAUAAAUAAUUAUUAUUACAAUUCCAUAAAAUUUGUCAAGCAGGAUUUUGAAAUAAGUAUGAGCCUUUCAAAUAGAUAAUAUUGCUGAAUAAACAACCAAUUUUAUAAUAAAACUUUUUUGUAGUUAUUAAACAAAAAAAAUUACCCUUAAUUACAAAUUAAUUUUAAAAAAUCGCGGGAAUUUUGUUGUUUUUAAAACCUGCCAUCUGAGGAGAAAAAUAAAAAUACGAGAAAUAUGGAAACUAUACAUUCAAUAUAAAGCUUUCUCGUAACCUACAAAUUAACUCCAGCUCGACACAAAAGUGAUUAAAAAAAAUUAUUUACAAAUUUUAUAAACACCUAUUUA